AUGGCCAAGAUCAAUGCCACGUACAGCUCGGGUUACUACAUCGCCCCUGAUGUCGACUUUCGAAAACUUGAGGAGCAGCAGCGGCAGGAGCAGCGCGGCAAGCGCAGGCGUGGCGUUCCUAACGACGGCGGCGAUGACAAUGUCAAGCGGCAGACGUUUGCCAUUCCGUUUGAUCUCAUAUGCGAGCAGUGCCACCGGCGGAUUGCUCGUGGCAGUCACGUCUACGCCAAUCGACGGGGGACUGACAAACGCUACCUCGGCAGCAUCCGCAUCUGGGAGCUGGAGAUACUGUGCCGUUUCUGCAAAGGCGCGUAUUACCUUCGCACCGACCCGGAGACUCCCAAGGAGACGGGCGGCUACAUCUGCGAAAAGGGCUGCAGGCGAGUCGAGGGCGACUUCUACUCCCUCAACAAACAGAACCAAGCAGCGAGGGAGGAAUGGGAGAGGGCGAAGGCAGAGGCAGAGCUGAACCCACUGGCGGCGCUGGAGAAGGAAAACGAAGCUGCUCGCGAACUGGAGGAACGCAACCGCCAGAUUGAAGAGGCCGUGGAGGAGCGCGCUGGGCACAAUGAUGGGGACUUGCUUACGAUGCUGCGCAGUCGCUCCUGCCGCACCAAGGUACGUGCGGAUGCGGUAGGCAAGGACAGCGACGAGGACGCGGAUGCCAGCGGCCAGACUGGUCUGGCACUGAGCUCAACAAGUGCGGAAACAGCACCAGCACCGCCGUCAUCAUUAUCAACAUCUUUCCUGUCACCAAAGGCGUUCACGCUAGGAGGUGACGGCGACGGAAGCGGUAGCGAAGACGAGGAGGACGCCGAUGAGCGUGCUUUCCGAGCAUUCAACGAGGACAUGGAGCGACGUUGGCGUACCCUGGAGCGCCAACAGCGCGCGCGCCAGCGGCAGCAGGAAGAGCAGAGCUCUAUAACCGAGACGACAAUGCCCGCUGAUGAGGACGAGCUGAAGCGUGUGCUGGCCCGCUACGGCGGCGAUCGUCACAUCACCACGGAGACACUGGCAAAGGCGCCGACGGAGACCCAGGAGCCGAAUGCACUCCCGGUACAAGGUAGCGUGCCGUCUCCGACACUGAUGAGCACCUUGGCAUCAUUCAUACCACCCCAGAGCGGCAGUAUCAAGCAAAACAAGUUCUUCGUCCACAACGAUGACGAUGACGACGACUUCGACGAGGCAGACGGCGAAGAGCCGCUGUUCGCUCGCCUACGCGGACCUCAGCCAUCGCAGCCAUCCCUUGUUUCCGCCACGGCAGGAGCGACGCCAUCUGUGCGAGCUGCCUCUCGCUUCGCAGCCCCGGCUGGCGUCUCCCAGCCACACCCAUCGCCACGGCAGGGCGGCAGCUCUCUUUUACGCCGCCUUGUCGGCGAUGGGGAUGACGAGGAUGGAAGUGACGCUGAGGAGCGUUGUUGA
Messenger RNA from Leishmania braziliensis MHOM/BR/75/M2904, 1422 nucleotides. RefSeq lists its product as hypothetical. The record is from RefSeq and is a predicted model, not a curated record. Gene Ontology annotation, cellular component: U2-type catalytic step 1 spliceosome. Gene Ontology annotation, biological process: mRNA splicing, via spliceosome. Lineage: Eukaryota; Euglenozoa; Kinetoplastea; Trypanosomatida; Trypanosomatidae. Bases 1 to 1422 code for a protein of 473 amino acids. The transcript has a single exon.